Molecule: messenger RNA, 886 nt
Organism: Colletotrichum acutatum
Lineage: Eukaryota; Fungi; Ascomycota; Sordariomycetes; Glomerellales; Glomerellaceae
Exons: 2
Coding region: 11-886 (291 amino acids)
Source: RefSeq, a predicted model, not a curated record
GUUCUUCAAGAUGUUCUUUGCAGUCGUACUGUCGUUUUCCCUCUUCCCUUGCCUCUAUGCGCAGUUCUUCAGCCCUGUUCAAAAGAGAGAAACAUGGAGGAUAGGAGAAACAAAGAGUAUCUCCUACAACGCAAAGUUCAAAAACUACACAAUAGCACUUUGGCAACAAUCCCUAGUUGGCGACUCUGCAAGCGUCGGAGACAUCCUGUUUUCCAUCCGAACUUCAGAGGAUGGCUCAGGUCCCGUCAAAGAGCUUACAUGGACAGUCGCGGCGAACAAGUUUGACUUGGGUUCGUCGAAUGUCUUUUUCCUCUGGCUAUUCGAGGGCGACCCGUCUCAUCAGGGAAACUUUGACUUCCAACAAAUGUCCUCGGCGUACUUCAACAUCACCGACGAGCCCGAAAUACCAAAAGUAACCCUACCGCUGUUAACAUCCACAACUGCGGUGAUCACUUCAACCUCCGAGCUUCCAACAAGCACUCAAGCCCUUUCAUCUGUAUCUUCAGCAGAAACCUCGACCCAACAAACAAUUGUCAGUGGAGGACAGACCGCGUCUGCUGGAACACCGACUUCCACUGUCAGCCAGAGCAGCAGCGCUGAGGCUUCCGGUGGUGGUGGUGGUGGUUUACCCGUCGGAGCGCAGGCUGGUAUCGGAGUUGGUGUUGGCGUUAUCGGAAUUACUUGCGUGGUCUGCGCCAUUACGUGGUGCAGGUAUCUCAAGCGACACCAGAAAGCUCUUGAUAAUUUGCAGGAGAUGGCGUUAUCACAACCUCCUGCAUACAACCGCGAUUCAGCAAGAUUAGCACCAGCGGUGGUUGAGGCGCCCCAGUCACCGGCUAGAUCAAACGGCUUCUACAUCAGUUCAAAGCCUGUCGAGAUUGGUUGA